Heterocephalus glaber (naked mole-rat) is the source of this 4215-nucleotide messenger RNA. RefSeq names its product melatonin receptor 1B (gene Mtnr1b). The record is from RefSeq and is a predicted model, not a curated record. Gene Ontology annotation, cellular component: plasma membrane. Lineage: Eukaryota; Metazoa; Chordata; Mammalia; Rodentia; Bathyergidae. Gene Ontology annotation, biological process: G protein-coupled receptor signaling pathway. Gene Ontology annotation, molecular function: melatonin receptor activity.
UUCUUUGCACCACACAGUAAUAGUAUACAUCUUAUAGAAACACUGUGAGGAUUAAAUGAAAGAAUUCAUAUGUCUCCAUGUCUAACGCAGGGUAAACUCACUAUCAGUUGUGGUGGCUAUCGUUAUUGCUUAAGGUAUAAUUAAAAGGGUAGGCAGUGCUUUUGGCUCUACUGCAAGCUGAUUAUUUCAAAAAUUUGCUUAUGUUAUUCUUUGCACAGUUUAUAUAUUCCAUAGUGAAGGAGUAAAAGAUACCUACAGUUAAUAAGAGAAAUGGAAUCUGCUAGACAGCUAGCUAUUCAUCACCCCCUAGUCUUAGUGUGCAUCUUAUCUUUGAGAGUCUGUUCUUUCUUUUCCAGCUGGACCAAUCAUUCCUGCUCUUGGACCUCUCAGAGCUGUUGAGAGGUGACACAGAUGCCCUAGUUGAAAGUGAUUUGAACAAGAUUUCAAGCACAACCUCAAGUUAAAGAUAUUGCUGGGAUGUGGGUGCUGACCUUCUAGGGCAGAUCAAUCCCCACACCACCACAAACAAACAAAUAAACAGACAGACACACUCAGUUUCAUACAACUCACUCUUUCAAGAUCAUGAUUUAUUUCUCUUAACUGACUCAUUUCAAUUCUGAGAAUCUGCAGGACCUCCAGUCCUUUAAUUUUACCUUUCUCACAUCCUUUCAACCCCUCUGUUUUCUCACCCUUUUCUUAACUUCAAUGACAGAGUCCAUUUUUCCAUCAGAACCUUGUACUUUCUGUUAUUUUUCCUCUCCCUCGCAAGGCCCAAUCCUGACUGACAUUCAUGCUCCCUUCUCCAUGCUUGUCCUCCAUGUUUCUGGUUAACAACCACCCACCAGGCUGGCUGCGUUUGUUUAAAAUCCUGCACAAAGACAAUUGGUCUCCUCACACACUGGCUAUGCUUUCCUAGUGAAUCGAAUCACUUUCUGAAAGGACAUUUCCUACCUUCUCCUGUCUUCAAACCUCGCACACUCUCUCCCCGUGGAGUUGAUGGGAGCAUCUUUAAACUCCCUGAGAACACAAGCCAAAGAGCAACUCCUUUUCUCCUGGCACCAGUCUUUUGUAUUUUUGCUUUUUUUCCUUUGUGGGGUGAAAGCCUCCCCCGCCUCAGGAUAGUAGCCCCCUUUGGACUCAAGGUGGACUCACCUCUCAAGGCACUGGCCCUUUCAUUAUGCACCCCAUUAUCAAUCCCUCUUUCCCCACUGUAUCCCCCCUUUAUGUUGUUUUGGGGGAGUACAUAAAUUACAUAAAAUUUCAUUCAUAAAAACAACAUGACAGAAUUUACUUUGCACUCUUUUCAAAUCAAUUUCCAUCCCUAUUGGAAAUGACUGUUCUGAUUUCUGUCAUCAGUGGUUAACUUUUCAUGAUUUUGUACCCCAUUUAAAUGGAAUCAUAUAGUAUGUACCCUUUGUUAUCUGGCUUCUUUUGAUAAAUAGCAUACUUUUUAGUAAUCCAUGAUGUUGAGUAUAUCAGUUUUUAUUGCUGAGUUUACUCCACUGCAUUGAUACACCACGUUUAUUCAUAUUUCUGUUGCUGGAGAUUUUAGUUAUUUCCAGGUUUGUGUUACUAUAAAUAGGAUUGCUCUGGACAUUCUUAUACAAGUAUUUUCAUGGAAACAUAUUUUCAUUUUUAAUUUUCAUUUCAUUUUUAUAUCCUUGUGAUAGAUAUUUGAUAGGAAUAUCCUCAUCAUAGGUAUUUUAAUUUUAUGAGGAAUGAAUACCUGCUCUUCUAAGUGGCUAUGCCAUUUUGCAUUCUCCUAAAUACAAUGAAAGAGUUGUGCUUGGCAAAAAAAAGUGCUUGGCAAAAAAUUUGCCCCAGAGAGUUUAGCUAUGAAUACUACCAGACUAAGCAAGCAAACAUUUUGAAUGUGGGGCGUCUGAAUUCCUUCUCUCCUGUAUUCAUGUCUCACUCUGCUCCUAGCCCUCUUCACAAAAGCCCCACAUUGGAACAAUCUUUUGUAUUAGCCAUACAUCUUUUUAAGUAUUGCAAGCAUUAUGUUUAAAUACAUCGUUAAUUUACUGACCUAUUGGCUUUCUACAGCACCUCCAGCUCCCCAAAUACAUAACAAGUGCAACUACCUGCAGUUUGGGAUCUGUCUCCACACGCCUCAGGAGUCAGUUGUCAUGGGGCUUCAGACCUUGCCUUUCUGACAGUCAAUCUGUAAUUCCCCACCACGGGCUCCUUCUCCAGUGGGAAAGCCUGCGUGUCCCUGCCUGGGCAUAGAGCUUCCCUGAAGCUACGGAGGAAAUGUGAGGGUGGAAAAGGCCUUACACUCCGGCACAGGCACAGAAGGCAAACAUUCUCGGCGGGCGGCCUGAGGUGCGACCGAUUGGUGCUCAGUUCUGGGCAGCAGAGCUGGUUGUGUGAUCCAGCUGUUCCUGGGAGGGCCGCUGAGGGACGCACUCCUUUCUGCAACAUCUGUAGCCCAAUUCCUACUCCCGUUACUAUAUUGUCUCCUCCCCUGUCCACUCUGGACUAUCUCCUGGAGGUCCCAGCUCACUGGCCUCCUUCCUCGCAGACGCGGAGUGCCUGGCGGCGAUGCCUGAAAACAGCUCCUUCACCAACUGCUGCGAAGGCGGCGGGCUGGCCCUGAGCCCGGGCUUACCGGGGAUGAGCAGCACGCUGCCCUCCGGAACUCCCCGGCCCCCCUGGGUGGCCCCCUCGCUAGCUACCGUGCUCAUUGUCACCACCGCUGUGGACGUCGUGGGCAACCUCCUGGUCAUUCUCUCCGUGCUCACGUACCGCAGGCUCCGGAACGCAGGUAAUUUAUCCUUGGUGAGUCUGGCAUUGGCUGAUCUGGCAGUGGCCUUGUACCCCUACCCACUGACUCUCCUGGCGAUCUUCUGUGAUGGACGGGCCCUGGGGGAAGCACACUGAGAAGCCAGUGCCUUUGUGAUGGGCUUUAGUGUUAUGGGCUCUGUCUUCAACAUCACUGCUAUUGCCAUUAACCGCUAUUGCUACAUCUGCCACAGUGUGUCCUAUCACCGGAUCUGUAGGCACUGACACAUCCCUGUCUACAUCAGCAUCAUCUGGCUUCUCACCCUGGUGGCCUUAGUGCCCAACUUCUUCAUGGGAUCCCUGGAAUAUGACCCACGCAUCUACUCCUGCACCUUCAUCCAGACAGCCAGCACCCAGUACACAGCGGCAGUGGUAGUCAUCCACUUCAUCCUCCCCAUUGCCAUAGUGACCUUCUGUUACCUGCAAAUCUGGGUGCUGGUGCUUCAGGCCCGCAGGAAGGCCAGGUCAGAGAACAAGCUGUGCACGUGGCCAAGCAAUGUGCAGAGCUUUCUAACCAUGUUUGUGGUGUUUGUGAUCUUCGCCAUCUGCUGGGCCCCCCCUAACUGCAUCGGCCUUGCUGUGGCCAUAAACCCAGAAUGAAUGGCUUCCCAGAUCACAGAGGGGCUCUUUGUCACUAGCUACUUCCUGGUUUAUUUCAAUAGCUGUCUUAAUGCCAUUGUCCAUGGGCUCCUGAACCAGAACUUCAGCAGAGAGUACAAGACGAUCCUCUCCUCCCUCUGGACCCCACAGAGAUGUUUUCAGGAGGCUCCCAAGGGCAGCCAUGGGGAACAGCUGCAGAGUCAAGCCCCACCUGUGAUUAAAGCCCUGAACCCUGUCCAGGCAGAUGGACUCUAAUCUGCUCUACAGCGGCAACAAACCUAUGAAUGGGUGGGAGUGAAUCUGCUGCAAGGCUGAGAUCAGGCAGCCUGCUGUGCCACUUAUCCUGUUCACAUCUGCAGCCCACAACUUGUGGAAUGUGGUGUUGCCGGCCAGGGUCCCAUCAGGCACUGGAUCUGGCAGACACUAGGGGAAGCAGUGACUGUGAGAUGUUGGAGGCCAAGGAAGGAAAAGAAUGAGAAAAGGCCUGGGGCCAAAUUGCUCAAUGCCUUCCCAGGGGCUGCACUCAUCCUACUGCCUUGAGCUCCUUUCUGCUUUCUCUCUUUCUCCUGAGGGACUGUAAGAACACCUCUUCCUGUUGGCUGGGAGGAAGGAGCAAGGUCUGCAGUGCUGAAAGGUAGGUGGCUGCCUACAGGGCCCUAGGAGAGGAGGUAUACAAAGCAAGCACUCCACCCUUUCUUCCCACUGAGUUCUCUCUCUCAUAUACACACUACACACACAGCACAGCACAUGUACCACAUCACAGACGCCCCCAGCCCCCGUCUCUCAGAAUCAUCAGCACAAAGUCAGCCUGGCUCUUUCCUGUUUCCAUCA